CGUAGAGCGCACCGUCUCAGAUCGUCCCGUGUCGUCUUAAAAACGUGAUAAUAAUAUUAUUACUGUCAUUGUCGUCGGUCGUCUCGCAGCCCCCUCGAACAAUAUUAUUAUCACUAUUGUCCAUUAUCCCCACGAGUAUACGAAACAGCCCUCGUCCGCGGGUUUAAUAAAAACAUUAAAUCAUCGAAAAUCUGCACGACGACUGCAGCAGCUGCAGCUGCAGUAGUGCGCGUUUGUCGGCAGCGAUUUCUAUUCGCUGCAGCAGCUACCGCGUAUCCGUUUGCGGUACCUACCUAAUCGCAUUAUACACCUACCGUGGUAUACGCGGGCUGUCGCCGGUUCGCUUGUCGUCGUCGCUGUACACCGCACAGCGACCAUAAUAAUAAUAAUAAUAAUAAUAUUAUCAUUAUCGUAACGUCGUCGAGGUCUCUCGCCAAUAUUAUUGUUAUUUUUGGCAAUAUAGAAUUAGUUACCCAUAUAGCUCGUGAUAACUGAUAACUGAUAAAAAUAAUAACAAUAAUAUUGCGGUCCAAGACAGGCGGUCAGCGGCCUCCCCGACAGAUCUCGCGCGGAUUACACGGCCGUCACUGCGACGCGAGUAGCAGCAGCGGCAGCAGCAGGUCUCAUGCCUCGUCAGUCGGCCGCACUCAACGCGUUCGACAUGCGCUCCUCGACAGACGUCUUCCACUCGCCCACUACAAUGGAAAAGUGUGUGUGGAACGUAAAGAACAGACCUUUGGUAUUUCUGUUAAUAUUAUUGUUGGUCGUCUCGGUAAUCGGAGCGUUGAUUUACUUCACCACAGACAUAUUCAAUAAACCUCAAGCACUGAAAUUCGAUCCGUUAGAGUUUCAACGACUUCUCAGCGCCGACUACGAACCUAAUCUUUUCAACGGGACAUGGGUCCAAGGCGACGAAAUAUUGAUGAAAGACGACAAAGGAGAUAUUGUACUGUUCAAUGUGAAGAAUUUGAGCACGACAUUCUUAGCAAAUGCUACCACAAAAAAUGUCGCAAAUGCCUUCCAAUACGAUCUCUCUGCCGACAAGCAAUACCUCCUUUUGGCCUAUCGCUACAAAAAGGUUUACAGGCAUUCGUUUACAGCUUUCUACGAUAUAAUCAACGUUAAGACAGGAGAACAAUUCACUUUGACAGACGAGAACUCAGGGAAUCCGUGGGAUUUGCAGUUGGUCAAGUGGUCACCCAUCGGUCACAGUUUAGCGAUCGUGGAUCAUAACAACAUAUAUUACAUACAAGACGUCAACAACCUGACGAGCACCGUACAGUUGACAUUCACUGGUGGAUCAGAAUUGUACAAUGGCAUUCCUGACUGGGUGUACGAGGAGGAGAUAUUUAGUUCGAACAGUGCCACUUGGUUUUCGAAGCUAGGGACCAGAGUGGCGUACGCAUCGUUCAACGACUCGUCGGUGCCCAUAAUGCAAAUACCCGUGUACGGUUUCCCGGGUAAUCUGGCUUACCAGUACCCAAGUAUUGUCAGUAUUCAUUACCCGAAGGUCGGCGUUCCCAACCCAAAGGUAGAAUUGUUCGUGCAACGUCUGGACGUGAUCGGUGAAAAACCCCCACCAAUACUCGUCGAGCCACCAAAAGAACUGACAUCAGUCACUAAAAAUAUUAUCCUGAAUACGGUCGUAUGGUCAGAUGAUACAAACUUAUUUGCAAUGUGGAUGAACCGAAUACAGAACAAAUCAUAUUUAGUUCAUUAUUCCGUAGUUAAUUCUGCAGAAACUAUUCAAGUAGUGACUUUCGGUCAACCCGGGGGAUGGUUGGAUUUCACUCAAAUACCAUUGGUCGGCGACGAACACCGUCUGGCUAUAAUUUAUCCCGUGAGACAGAGGAACGGAGACGAUUUCAAGCACUUGGUCGUGGUGGAACCCGAUGGAAAACUGACUGCAGUAACGAAUGGCAAAUUCGAAGUUCUCGAACUUCUGAAAUGGGACGUCCGGUCGAAUUACAUUUACUAUUUGGCCAACACAGAAGAAAAUCCCGAAGAACAGUACCUUUACCGGGUGUUGGUUAAGGAACAAAGUUCACCAGAAUGUAUGUCAUGCAAGACGGAAUGUAAAAAUCACAAAGCAGAGAUGAGUGCGGAAAUCGAUUAUUAUGCUCUCACAUGUUCUGGUCCGAACGUACCGGAAGUCAAAAUAUUCAAAACGACUGGCGAAAAAGCUUUGGACUGGGAAACGAACGAUAACCUAAAAGAUUUAAUAUCUCCUAUCACUCUUCCCCGAGUGUCGUUCAUCGACGUGCCUAUCGGUAACGAAUUCAAGGCUCGAGUACGACUAAUACUGCCGCCGGCUGUCGACGAAAGCUCAGACGUCAAGUAUCCUCUGCUGAUCAACACUUAUGCUGGCCCUGGAUCAAAUUUGGCUAUCAACAAGUUUUCGUUGGAAUGGAACAUGUUUUUUAGUUCGAGCAAAAAUGUGAUCGUCGCUCAAAUCGACGGCCGUGGGUCUGGAAGAAGGGGUAAUAGAAACACGUUUGCCAACUACCUGAAAUUGGGUACUUACGAAAUCGAAGACCAGAUAGCUGUCACGAGCUAUCUCCAGGAACGAUUCUCCUUCAUUGACAAAUCGAAAACAGCAAUUUGGGGUUGGAGUUAUGGAGGUUACACGGCUGCCAUGGCUCUGACUAAAGACGACAAAAACGUCUUCAAGUGCGGAUUGUCCGUGGCUCCCGUCACCGACUGGAUAUACUACGACUCGAUUUACACGGAACGUUACAUGGGCUUGCUUCAAGACGACACUAGUGGAUACAAGAACGCCAGUCUCUUGACACACGCCGAGAAGCUUCGUGGCAAAAAGUAUAUGGUCAUACACGGCACGUAUGACGACAACGUACAUUACCAACAGUCCAUGAUGCUCUCUUAUGAACUGGAACGAAGAGUUAUACUUUUCAGACAACAAACUUAUCCAGAUGAAUCCCACGGUCUAUUAAGCGUUCGCAAUCACGUGUAUCAAACAAUAGGUUCAUAUUUGUUGGAUUGUUUCCACGACAGGUUGUGAUCUCAAUAACUAU
Myzus persicae (green peach aphid) is the source of this 3032-nucleotide messenger RNA. It is a transcript of the gene ome, whose product is annotated as venom dipeptidyl peptidase 4. Gene Ontology annotation, molecular function: dipeptidyl-peptidase activity; serine-type peptidase activity. The transcript has 16 exons. The record is from RefSeq and is a predicted model, not a curated record. Bases 626 to 3019 code for a protein of 797 amino acids. Gene Ontology annotation, biological process: proteolysis. Lineage: Eukaryota; Metazoa; Arthropoda; Insecta; Hemiptera; Aphididae.